This is a messenger RNA of Danio aesculapii, 10662 nucleotides long. RefSeq names its product collagen, type XII, alpha 1b (gene col12a1b). Gene Ontology annotation, molecular function: protein binding. NCBI's taxonomy places the organism in Eukaryota, Metazoa, Chordata, Actinopteri, Cypriniformes, Danionidae. The record is from RefSeq and is a predicted model, not a curated record. The transcript is spliced from 74 exons. Bases 214 to 10662 code for a protein of 3482 amino acids.
AUUUGGAAAAAGCCUUUACGAGCUGUGGGCGAACAACCCCGCAUCUUCAUUUCCAUCUCCAUCACUGCAGCAUCACGGAGAAUUUCUGCUUUUUUUCUGACAUAUAGAGAACAUCUGGGCGAAUAUACCUCCUUCAUUCACCAGUUUUGUGAUGUAUUAAGAGGUUUCGGAAAGUUUGAUUUGAUUGAUGUUCUGCUGAUACCGGGGUUGAAGAUGUCGGUCAGGCAUUUGGCAGCGGUGGCUCUCUUAACACUCGCAGCACUGACAUCAGUGAGAGCCCAAGUAAUACCUCCGUCAGACUUGAGGUUUAAGAUAUUAAAUGAAAACACAGUGCAAAUGACAUGGAAGCAACCGCUGUCAAGGGUUGAGGGCUUCAGAGUACAAGUGACGUCAGAUACAGAAGAGCCUGUUAAGGAAUUUACACUUUCUUCCACCUCAACCAAAACCUCUAUCACUGAUUUGACCCCCGAUGUGGAUUAUGUUGUUACGAUAACGUCAUAUUUGGGAUCAGAAGAAAGUAUACCAAUCUCUGGUCAAAUAACAAUCCAAUCAAGCGGUUUUGAAGGAGGUACCAGGAAACCUCAGGUCUCAGAUGCAGUCAAAUGCUCAAUAGGCUCCAUUGCCGACCUUGUCUUCCUGGUGGACGGCUCUUGGAGUGUCGGACGGGAAAACUUCAAAUUCAUUCGUAACUUCAUCGCAGCCCUGGCUGGUGCGUUUGACUUGGGGGAGGACAAGACUCGAGUGGGUGUUGUUCAGUACAGCACCGACACCAGAACUGAGUUUAACCUUAACCAGCACUUUAGACGGGCCGAUCUACUCAGAGCCAUUAACAAUCUGCCAUACAAGGGCGGCAACACCAUGACAGGUGAAGCCCUGGAUUACCUGCUGAAAAACAUGUUCACAGAGGCCGCCGGUGCUCGAAAGGGAUUCCCCAGAGUAGCUGUUGUUAUCACAGACGGGAAAUCUCAGGACCCCGUGGAGGGUUACGCCAAGAAGUUGAAGAACGCUGGAGUCGAAAUCUUCACAUUGGGGAUCAAAGAAGCAGAUGAGGAAGAGUUAAAACAAAUGUCUUCAACGCCCUACAGAACGCACGUGUACACGGUGCCAAACUUCGACAUGAUCAAAGCUGUGGAGAAAUCGUUUAUUGCGCAGGUGUGCAGCAGUGUUGACGACCAGCUCAACUCGCUGGCUAGCGGAGAGGAAGUGGUUGAACCAGCGUCAAACUUGCAAGUCACAGAGGUCGCGUCCAAGUCAAUGCGGGUGACUUGGGAUGCGUCUAUUGGGGAAGUGACUGGAUAUAAGGUGCAGAUGGUUCCCAUGUUGGCCGGCAGCAAGCGUCAGGAGCUGUACGUUGGGCCGACUCAGACCUCUGUGAAUGUGAGAGAUUUGUCUCCUGAUACUGAGUAUGAGAUCAGCUUGUUUGCACUCAAAGGUCUGACGCCCAGCGAGGCUGUUAUGGCAAUGGAGAAAACCCAACCUUUGAAGGUAUCAUUAGAAUGUUCUCUGGGUGUGGAUGUACAAGCCGACAUCGUUCUCCUGGUUGACGGUUCCUACAGCAUUGGGAUUACAAACUUUGCUAAAGUUCGAGCGUUUUUGGAAGUCCUGGUCAACACUUUUGACAUCGGACUGAACAAAGUUCAAAUCAGCUUGGUCCAGUAUAGCAGAGACCCAUACACCGAGUUCUACCUCAAUACCCACCAUGAUCUAAAUGCUGUGGUCAAAGCCGUGAGAACCUUCCCCUACCGUGGAGGCUCUACAAAUACUGGAAAAGCUAUGACGUAUGUGAGAGAGAGGAUUUUUAUUGCAACGAGAGGCGCUCGUGAGAACGUACCACGCGUUACAAUUCUGAUCACCGAUGGGAAGUCCUCGGACGCUUUCAAAGACCCAGCUGCUAAGCUCAGGAACACUGAUGUGGAGAUUUUUGCAGUGGGUGUGAAAGAUGCCGUCCGCUCGGAGCUAGAGGCGAUUGCUAAUCCUCCAGCGGAGACCCAUGUGUACACCGUAGAGGACUUCGAUGCUUUCCAGAGGAUUUCCAAUGAGCUAACCCAGUCCAUCUGUCUGAGGAUUGAGCAAGAGCUUCUGAACAUCAAGAGGAGAAGUCUGGUUGCUCCCAGGUCUCUGACGUUAUCAGAAGUGACUUCCAGGAGCUUCCGAGCUUCUUGGGAAAUAGAUGCUGUGGAUGUUCAGGCCUACCUGGUGCAAUACAAACCCGACGCAGACUCAGAAGCUAGUUAUACCUCGGUGUCCAUUCCAGGAGACUCUACCACGACCGUUUUAUAUCACCUUACUCCAGUCACAAAGUACGAGGUUAAGGUUUACGCCCAAUAUGAGAAAGGAGAAAGCUUUCCGCUAUCAGGCUAUGAGACCACACUUGACGAAUUAGGAUCUGUUACCAACCUGAAGGUUUCAGAAGAGACGAGCAACAGUUUUCGGGUGUCAUGGAGGGAGGCUCCUGGUCCAGUGGUGCGGUAUAGACUCACAUACGUCCCAAUCCAAGGGGAUAGUGGGUUGCUUGAAACUGCAACAGUCGGCCCUGAAACCACCAUCGUUCUUCAGCAACUUUACCCAGUUACUACCUACCGUGUCUCUGUGGCUGCUGAAUACCCAUCAGGCGUUGGGCCUCAAAUGCAGAUUGAUGGAACAACCAAAGAAGAACUUGGCUCACCGAGAGACCUGCGGGUUUCUGACGAGACUGUAUCAUCCAUGCAGCUGUCCUGGGCCGCAGCACCAGGAAGAGUCCUUCAGUAUCGUGUUUUCUACCAGUCCACCAUAAGUGGUGUGAAAAAAGAGGUGACAGUUAAGGGGGACACCACAUCAACCAUGCUGAAAAAUCUGGAACCAGGCACAGAGUAUGAGCUCUCCGUGACCGCACGCUACUCCUCGGGACAAGGGGCACCACUGCAAGGCGUGGGAACCACACUGGAAGAGUUAGGCUCACCGAGGGAUUUGAUCACCAGCGAUGUGACAGACACCAGCUUCAUGGUGUCAUGGACGGCGGCUCCAGGAAGAGUGAGGCAGUAUCUUGUGCGCUGGAGAUCUCUGUUCUCUGGAGAGUCUGGAGAAAAGCUGGUGCCUGGAGACGUGACCAGCACACUGUUGGAGAACCUCAGCCCUGAAACACGCUACCAGGUGUCGGUGUUCGCAUCGUAUGAUAGAGGCAACGGAGAACCGCUUGUGGGAGAGGAGACUACUGAUGCCUCUGCAUCUGCCAAGGCUUUACUGGUGUCUGAUGAAACCGAACGAACCAUGCGGGUGAUAUGGAAAGCUGCUCCAGGCCCCGUGGUCAACUACAGACUAACGUACAUCCCUCAGACUGGCGGUAAAGAGAUGACAAUGAAAAUUCCCGCCAAUGUCACCUCCACCAUGCUGAGGAAACUGCAGCACACCACCACCUACUUCAUCACCGUGCAUCCCAUUUACAAACGGGGAGAAGGAAAAGCAAGGCAAGGAGUAGGAACCACACUAUCUCCAUAUAAAGCCCCAAGAAACCUACAGACCUCCGAACCCACCAAAACCAGUUUUCGUGUGACGUGGGACCCCGCUCCCGGUGAUGUGCGAGGAUACAAAGUCACCUUUCAUCCCAGCGAAAACGAUAUUGAUUUGGGAGAACUUCUUGUUGGACCAUACGACAACACGGUUGUCCUUGAGGAACUCCGAGCUGGAACCAAAUACUCCGUGGCUGUUUUUGGCAUGUUUGACGGAGGUCAGAGUAUGCCGCUGGCUGGGGAGGAGAAGACCACCCUCUCUGAUGCACCUGAUAGCCCUCCUGUUAAAUACUCCGGUAAUGAGUGUAAAACAUCAGCCAAGGCUGAUAUUGUCCUGCUGGUGGACGGGUCCUGGAGUAUUGGCCGUCUGAACUUCAAAACCAUUCGUGCUUUUAUUGGUCGCAUGGUGGGCGUCUUUGACAUCGGACCUGACAAGGUUCAAAUCGGUUUGGCUCAGUACAGCGGGGAUCCAAAAACCGAAUGGCAUUUGAAUGCUCACCCCACCCGUGCAUCCCUGCUGGAUGCUGUGGCCAACUUACCGUACAAAGGCGGAAAUACUAUGACGGGUAUGGCCUUGAACUACAUCCUCCAGAACAACUUCAGACCAAACGUGGGUAUGAGACCCGAUUCCCGUAAGAUUGGUGUCCUUGUUACUGACGGCAAAUCCCAGGAUGAGAUUAUAGUGAAUUCUCAGAGACUGCGUGACUCUGGUAUUGAGCUUUACGCCAUCGGUGUGAAGAAUGCUGAUGAAAAUGAGUUGCGAUCCAUUGCUACCGACCCUGAUGAAAUCCACAUGUACAACGUCAACGACUUCUCCUUCCUGUUGGAUAUUGUGGACGACCUCACUGUCAACCUCUGUAACAGCGUUAAAGGCCCAGGAGGUGGGCCAGGGACACCCACUGACCUGGAGACUUCUGAGGUCACACACUACUCCUUCCGUGCUACCUGGAUGCCGCCUGAUGAGCCAGUGGAGAGAUUUCGUAUUGAGUAUGUCCCUGCCGCUGGAGGAAAGACUGAAGUGAUGUUCGUUGAUGGUGAGGAAAACACACUUGUCCUGGUCAACCUGAACCCCAUGACCGAGUAUAUCGUCAGGGUCUAUGGAGUGAUCGGGGAGGAGAGCAGCGAACCUUUGAAAGGAACCGAAACCACACUGCCCCUACCUGCUGUUACUAGCAUGAGAGUGUACGACGAGGCCUUGACGUCCAUGCGGGUCAGAUGGGAGCUGGUUAAAGGAGCCAGUGGGUAUUUGCUGAACUACAACGCCAUCAAUGCUAGCGUGCCCUCUGGAAUGAUGGAGAUGCGAGUCGGUGCAGAUGUGAAUGGCGUCCAGCUCCUGCAGCUGCUUCCAAACACGGCGUACUCGAUCUCCCUGUUCGCCCUGCACGGAGAGGCGGCCAGCCAACCGCUCAUCGACAGAGGAGUCACUCUGCCUCUGCCUGCAGCCGGUGUGCUGAAAAUCACAGAAGUGACCCACAGCUCUAUGCGUCUGACCUGGGAUGCGGCUCCUGGGAAUGUCAGGAAGUACAUCAUCACGUACAAGCGAGAGGACGGGGAACUGAAAGAGUUGGAGGUCAACGGUGACAUCACCACCAUGGUUCUCACCAGCCUGCGCUCUCAGACCGAGUACGAUGUUGCUGUCACUCCAGUCUACGACGAGGGUUCAGGAAAUCCUAUGCUUGGCACGGCAAUAACUGAUGUGGUUCCUGCCCCCAAAAACUUGAGGUUUUCUGAGGUUGGCCAGACUUCAUUCCGAGCCACAUGGGAGCAUGGAGCACCAGAUGUCGGAAUGUACCGUAUUGGAUGGUCCAAGAAGGGCGACAGAGAGAACGUAAAAUCUGAAAUCCUGGCUCGUGAAGAGACAAGCCACCUUCUGACUGAAUUAGACCCAGACACGGAGUAUGAUGUCACUGUCACAGCCAUCUACCCUGAUGAGUCGGAAAGCGAGGAUCUGAUGGGGAGCCAACGCACAUUGUCAAAGCUCAUUACACCCGUGCCCACUGGACCACCACAAAACCUCCAGGUCUUCAACGCCACCACAACAACCCUAACUGUGAAAUGGGACCACGCACCAGGCCCUGUCCAGAGCUACAAAGUCACCUACCAGCUCGUCACCGGAGGAAAACUAUUAUCUGUUCAGGUUGGCGGAAAGAAGAACAGUGUGAUUCUUCAGAAGCUGACCCCUAACACCCCAUACACCAUCACCGUGGCUGCCGUCUAUCGCACCGGAGAAAGUAAAGACAUUUCUGGCCAAGGAAGAACAAAACCCUUAGGAGGAGUGAGAAACCUGCAGGUUUUGAACCCCACCAUGACCACGCUGAACGUUCGCUGGGAGCCGGCAGAAGGAAAAGUCAAGGAGUACAAGGUGGUCUACGUGCCCGCUGCUGGUGGUGCCGAAAGCAUGGAGCAGGUAUCAGGAGCCACGACCAACACCGUCCUGAGAGGCCUUCAGUCAGACACACUUUACACUGUGACCUUAAUUCCUGUGUAUGCCGAAGGAGAAGGCCAGAGAAUGUCUGAGAAUGGAAAAACAAGGGCUCUGGGUGGUGUGAAGAAUCUCAGGGUUACCGACCCAACCAUGACCUCUCUGAAUGUCAAAUGGGACCCGGCGGAUGGAGCCGUGCGCCAGUAUAAGAUCUUUUUCGUCCCUGCAGCUGGAGGAACCGAGGCCAUGGAAACAGUACCUGGACCACAGAAUACCAUAGUUCUACGUAACCUGCAGCCUGAUACUGUAUACACUGUGUCUGUGGUUCCAGUCUAUCCCGCCACAGAGGGCAGACGCCAGUCCGAGAAUGGAAAGACAUUGCCUCUUGGUGGUGUUCGAAACCUCCGUCUCAUUGAUCCCACAUUCACAACCCUCACUGCAACAUGGGAAGCCGCAGACGGGAAUGUGCAAGGUUACAAAGUAAUAUAUGUGCCCACCGGUGGAGGAACUGAGCUCAUGGAACAAGUUUCCGAGAGCACCACGACAUUAGUGUUACAGAAACUCAUGCCAGACACAAUGUACACAGUGACCGUUUUGCCAGUGUACGCUGAAGGAGAUGGACCUCGACUUUCUGAGAAGGGAAAGACUAAACCUUUGGGUAGCGUGAGGAACCUGCAGGUAACAGAUCCAACUAUCAGCACUUUGAAUGUGCGCUGGGAGCCAGCAGAAGGCAAUGUGCGGGAAUACAUAGUCAUUUACGUUCCUGCUGGUAGUCAAGAUCAAGAAGUGGAUCAAGUCCCUGGAACUACCACCUCCACUGUUCUGAAGAACUUAGAGCCUGACACAACCUAUACUGUUACUUUGGUGCCAGUGUAUCACGAAAUGGAGGGCAAAUCUCUUUCAGAGAAUGGAAAAACAAAACCACUGGGUGGAGUUCGCAACCUUCAGGUUACCGAUCCCACCAGCAGCACCCUAAAUGUGCGAUGGGAGCAUGCCGACGGAAAUCCACGCAAUUACAAAGUUUUCUACGUCCCGCAGCCAGGAGAUGCUGAAAUAAUGGAACUAGUUUCCGGUGGGACGACAAGUACUGUCCUGCGAAAUCUCAAUGCUAACACGAUGUACAAGGUCACAUUGUUGCCAAUGUAUGAAAAUGACGUGGAAGGAAAACGUCAGUCAGAAAAUGGAAAGACAAAACCUUUGGGAAGUGUGAAGAACCUUCAGGUGACUGACCCGACUGUCAACUCUUUGAGAGUGAGAUGGGAUGCCGCAGAUGGGGAUGUUCGCCAGUACAACGUCAUUUAUGUUCCUGUUGCUGGAGGUGCUGCAGGCCAGACCCAAGUGUCUGGAAUGUCCACAAAUACUAUUCUGAGAAACCUACAACCAAAUACGGAGUACAAGGUCACUGUAGUACCAGUAUAUGCCGAUGCUGAAGGAAAGAAACAGUCAGCGAAUGGAAAAACAAAGCCUCUGGGUGGAGUGAAGAACUUGCAGGUCACGGAUCCCACAACCAGCUCAUUAAAGGUGCGCUGGGAGCCUGCGGAGGGAAAUGUCCGACAGUAUAGAAUCUUCUACGUUCCAGCGUCUGGUGGUGCAGAGGACAUGGAGCAAGUUUCUGGAGGCACUACCAACACCAUACUGAGGAACCUUCUGUCAGACACGGUCUACACAGUUACGGUGGUUCCUGUUUACCCUGAGGGAGAGGGUCUCCGUCAGUCUGAAAAGGGAAAGACUCUUCCAAGACUUCCACCACGAAAUAUCAAGGUCUAUAACCCAACUCCCAACAGUCUGAAUGUGCGCUGGGAACCCGCCUCAGGCCAGGUGCAGCAGUACAGGGUCGCCUACGCCCCGCUGACUGGGAUUCGACCUCUUGAGUCUGUUCUCGUUCCUGGCAACCUCAACAAUGCUUUCCUGGAUCAGCUCGUUCCAGAUACUCCGUAUUCUGUGAAUGUGAUGGCAGUGUAUGCUGACGGAGAAGGCCCAGGGAUUGACGGAAAUGGAAAAACAUUACCACGAGCUGGACCCAGGAAUAUGAGGGUCUUCGAAACCACCACAAGCACCAUCAGCAUUGGCUGGGAUCAUGCUGAGGGUCCUGUGCAGCAAUACAAGAUUUCAUAUGCUCCAUUGACGGGAGAUCCCAUCACAGAAUUUACUGUUGUGCCUGGCAACAGAAAUAAUGCUAUGCUUCAAAAUCUGCAACCUGACACCCCAUACAACAUCACCGUUACAGCAGUUUAUCCCGAAGGACCUGGUGGAUCCCUGAACGGAAACGGAAAAACACUUGGCCUGCUGGCACCUCAGAACCUGCGAGUCUCAGAUGAAUGGUACACGCGCUUCCGUGUGUCCUGGGAUCCUGCUCCCUCUCCAGUCAUGGGCUACAAACUAGUCUACCAACCAACAACUAAAGAUGAAUCUUUGGAGGUGUUUGUUGGUGAUGUCACCAGCUAUACCCUUCAUAAUCUGCUCCCCGGAACAACAUAUGACGUUCAAGUUUACGCCCAAUAUGAUGGCGGUGUCAGCAAACCUCUCAUCGGACAAGGAACAACAUUGUACCUCAAUGUGACCAACCUGGAGUCGUAUGACGUUGGCUACGACAGGUUCUGCAUUAAAUGGACACCUCACCGCGCCGCCACAUCCUACAGAAUCAAACUAAACCCUGUGGAUCCAUCGGCUAAAGGGCAGCAGGAGAUCACCAUCACUGCGAGUCAGAGUCAGUACUGUUUUGAGGGUUUGAGUCAGGAUUCUCUCUACACCGCCACUGUGUUUGUCCAGACACCCAAUCUAGAAGGGCCCGGAGUCAGUACCAAAGAGCGCACCCGUGUCAAACCCACUCCUGUGCCAACGAAACCCCCCACUCCUCCUCCGCCACCCACUAUUCCACCUGGCUGGGCUGUGUGCAAAGGAGCAAAGGCAGAUGUGGUUUUCCUCAUUGAUGGCUCCUGGAGUAUCGGCGAUGAGAGUUUCAGUAAAGUCAUCCAGUUCGUCUUCAGCGUUGUUGGUGCUUUUGACGUUAUCGGACCAACAGGAAUGCAGAUUUCAUUCGUGCAGUACAGUGACGACGCAAACACAGAGUUCAGGCUCAACACAUAUAAAGAUAAAGGCACUGCGCUCUCCGCUCUCAAACUCAUCCGCUACCAGGGAGGAAACACUAAGACAGGAGUGGCUCUGAAGCAUGUUUAUGAGAAGGUCAUCACUGUAGAAAAUGGAAUGAGAAGAAACGUGCCCAAGGUGGUGGUGGCUGUAACAGAUGGACGCUCUCAGGAUGACGUGCAGAAGAACGCUGCCAAGUUACAGCAUGCUGGCUACAGUGUGUUUGUUGUUGGUGUGGCUGAUGUGGACUUCGUGGAGCUGCAGAACAUUGCCAGCAAACCGAGCGAACGUCACGUUUUUGUGGUGGACGAUUUUGACGCCUUCUCAACUAUUCAGGAUAACCUGGUCACGUUCAUCUGUGAAACCGCGACCUCCUCCUGUCCGCUGAUCUACGUCAAUGGAUUUACGUCUCCAGGAUUCAGGAUGCUGGAAGCUUUUAAUCUGACUGAGAAGAUGUACGCAAGCACCAAGGGAGUCUCGAUGGAGCCUGGUUCCUUCAACAGCUACACAGCCUACAGACUCCACAAGAAUGCUUUCCUGAGCCAGCCUUCAUCAUAUAUCCAUCCUGAUGGUCUGCCUUUAACAUACACCAUCAUCCUGAUGUUCAGACUGUUGCCGGAUUCACCAAAUGAAGCCUUCGAUAUCUGGCAGGUGUCUGACAAGAAUUACAAACCCGAGACUGGUGUCACCAUUGAUCCAUCUGCCCAAAGUAUUUCAUUUUAUAACAAGGAUACAACAGGAGAGAUCCAACGAGCCACGUUUAAAAAUGAUCAGGUCAAGAGGAUCUUCCAUGGAAGCUUCCACAAGCUCCACAUCCUGGUGUCUUCCAAGAGCAUCAAGCUGAACGUGGACUGCCACGAAGUAGCAGAAAAGGAGAUUAAACCAGCAGGAAACACAUCGACGGAUGGAUUUCAAGUGCUUGGAAAAAUGUCCAAAUCUAUCGGCUCAAAAGGAGAAUCAGCAACAUUUCAGCUCCAGAUGUUUGACAUUGUGUGCAGUCUCGGCUGGACCAGCAGGGACAGAUGUUGUGACCUUCCUUCAAUGAGAGAUGAAUCCAAAUGUCCAGCUCUUCCCAAUGCAUGCACAUGCACCUCAGACAGUUCAGGACCCCAGGGGCCACAGGGGCCAGUGGGUGCUCCUGGAAGCAAAGGACCACGAGGAGAGAGAGGAGAGCCUGGUCAAGUUGGUCCCGUCGGCACACGUGGAGAGAUGGGAAUGCCGGGUCCAAUGGGUCCUCCAGGACCACAGGGCCCAAGUGGACGCUCUAUCCCUGGUGAAGCUGGUCGUCAAGGUCCGAAGGGGGAUCCAGGCGAUGCUGGCUUACCUGGACAGAAAGGUCCACCAGGACCGACUGGUGCCAUCGGGCCUAUCGGACCAGCUGGAAUACGGGGACCCCCAGGGAAGGAGGGGCCAUUGGGACCCAUGGGCCCUCAAGGAGCAAUGGGACCCCCAGGAGCCCCUGGAAUGCCUGGAUCUGCUGGAAAGCCUGGAAAGAAUGGAGAUACAGGUGUUCCGGGACUUACCGGGGUUAAAGGAGACAAAGGAGAGAGAGGAGACAUCGCAUCUCAGAGCUAUGAUGCGCUCUAUUGCCAGACAAGUCUGCGAACAGCUCGUGAAACGGUAAUGCAUUGCUUCCCGCACAAUGUCCUAAAGGAAAACAGUAAAUAG